UGGUCUUUACCAAACUGUAAUCUGCAAAAUUAUUCUGUUUAUACUUUGGUUUAUAUUUAACUGCUUUUGUACAUUUACAAAGGAAUUUAUCUAAGCAUCUAGAGCAGACGUGAUGACUGUUAAUGAAACCGAGACUAUGAAUGUGUUUCUCUGCUAUCCACUCCAGCCGGACUCCUGUCUGAAAGUACCUCGUUAUGUCGUGGUUAAAGUUGCAAUGUAUGCUUUCUUGGUGCUGAUGAUCCUCACAACAGUUUUUGGGAACCUGCUGAUCAUCAUCUCAGUCUCUCACUUCAAACAGCUUCAGUCUCCAACUCAUCUGAUCGUUCGCUCUCUGGCUGCCAGUGACUGUCUGCUGGGCUCUUUGGUCAUGCCGUACAGCAUGGUGCGAUCUGUUGAAGGCUGCUGGUAUCUUGGAGAUUUUGUGUGUAAAGUUCAUUCUAGUUUGGACAUGACCUUUUGUAUCUCCUCAAUACUACAUCUCAGUUUAAUAUCUGUUGACAGGUACUGGGCCAUUUGUGACCCUCUGAGGUACAGAAUGAGGGUCUCAAACAACACUGUGACUGUUUUUACAACCUUCAUUUGGCUGUUUUCUUUUCUCUACAGUUUUUAUGUUGUGUUUUCAGGUGUGCACAAAAUUGGUUUGGAAUUGUUCAUCAUGCAGUUUUAUUGUGUGGGAAGCUGUGUUUUAGUUUUUAACAAGCAAUGGGGUAUUAUAUGUCCAAUUCUCACGUUUUUCCUUCCUGGGGCAAUCAUGAGCUCUCUGUAUAUGAAAAUCUUCUAUGUUGCACGAAAACAUGCGAAGGUUAUAUCAGAAAGAGUUACUGGAGGGUCUGCUCACACAGAGAGAAAAGCCGCUAAAACUCUCGCUAUUGUCAUGGGUGUUUUUUUGUUCUGCUGGCUGCCGAAUUUUACUGCUGCAGCUCUUGACCCUUUUUUAAAUUUUUGGACCCCAGCUGUUGUUUUUGAUGCUUUGAUUUGGUUUGCAUAUUUCAACUCGACUUGUAACCCCUUGAUUUAUGGAUUUUUUUACCCUUGUUUUCAGAAGGCCUUUAAGAUUCUCAUAUCCACUUAUUUCUGUGGCAUCAAACAUUCUAACACAUUGAUAAUUGAAUGA
Molecule: messenger RNA, 1114 nt
Organism: Carassius auratus (goldfish)
Lineage: Eukaryota; Metazoa; Chordata; Actinopteri; Cypriniformes; Cyprinidae
Product: trace amine-associated receptor 4-like
Exons: 1
Coding region: 113-1114 (333 amino acids)
Biological process (GO): G protein-coupled receptor signaling pathway
Cellular component (GO): membrane
Molecular function (GO): trace-amine receptor activity
Source: RefSeq, a predicted model, not a curated record